AUGUCUUCAAAAAGAAACGUUUCAACGCAAACCCUUCCUAAUCACACAGUUGAACGUACCUCAUCUUUAUGUAUAACGCCAAACUGUCUAAGAACAUCAUCCAACUCCACUCGAAAACCGACAUUUAGUUUGUUAAAAUUAACGUGUGCUCAAAAUAUCGAUUAUAACUUACAACUUUUGCCGACAUUAUGCCACCUAAGCGAGGAAGACAUGGAAAAAAUGGAUAUAUGGAGACAAUUUGGAUUCUCUCAUAUCGAACCAGAACCAAUAACGAAACUUCGACAAUUCAAUAAAAGUAAGUUUUCUAGUACAAAUUAUUAUUAUUUAUAUUGUUACUUGAUACUUGAUGAAACUGGUUUUAUUAGAAUAUCGGCUUUACGCAUCCGGGAGUCAGUGUUCCAUCCCAUACAACACUCUCGAUCUAGUCAACCAGCUACCACGUGGAUCGCUAACACAAUUGACUUUUACAUUAAAUUGGCAUCAUUACGACAGAAACUUACGAUGGAAAAGCGAGAAUUACAAUCCUUAGAAAUCGCUGCAAUUGACAUGGCGUUUCGAAGUUUGAUAAAAAACUUAUUGCUAGAAAGGUAUCCGCUUAUAUUUUCAUUUAAUUUCCAAGAGAAACUUCAGUCUGCAACUAAAUAUAUCCCAACGAUUUCAAAAUCUAUCACGCGUAUUAUCAAAAAUAGUCCUAAUGUUGAAUUUCGGUCGCAAGCCAUUGAACUUGUCAAAAAAACGCGUACACAUGUCAAUUUAUCGUUCUCCUCAUAUCGAGGUAUCAAAGAAGGUCCUGAUCUAACUACGAAUCAGACAAGAAAUAUUUUAGGAAAUGGGUUAUACACAAUCGCUAGAGACACAAAUGUGCCUUCUCCACCAGUUAUACAACAAUUAUCAAGUGAAGAAGAGAUAUCGGACAAUCGCAUAAUGUCACGAGACAUAAUUAAAUUAGGAAAACAUCCUGAUUUGAAUUAUAAUUCAAAGGACACUUGCAAUGUACCUGAAGUCGAUUUCGAAAUGAUUCUGGAUGAUGAAGAUGGUGACAAUCUGUUCACUGGAGAAAAGACGUUGGAUGUUGAAGAUGAAUCAAUGUUUGAAAAUGAGGGUGACAAUAACCAAAAUUUGAUUGAUGAAGAGUUUGAAUAUUCUUCAAGUUCCGAGAAUUAUGAAGAUUUUUGGGAUGAAGAAGAGAUACAAUUCCAUUUUGGAACCAGCAAUCCGGCAAGCUCAGCUUCUAUGGAUUUAUAUAAAGAUUAUAAACCCGAGUCCUCCGAAAAAGGGAUUUCGCAUGAAAAAUUUAAUAUUGUAGACGAUAUCGAUUCGUUGGAUUUUGGAACACCUGAUGAGGAAAUGCACGAGUAUUCAAAUUUAGAUAAUUCGGAAGGGUCCUCUUCACUUGCCAAGCGAUAUGUUUCAAAUAAUUUUUUUCCAUAUUCACGGCCGGUGAGCCCUUUUAGAGACAAGACGAUCACUUUACUUCAAGGGCAAGAGUCGAUCGAUUUCAAAAAUUUUUUCCAAAAAUCGACGUUGUAUUCAAAUGAGAAAAUUCAAGUUUCAAAAGAGACAUUUUUUGAUCAGAUAUUUGAUGAAUGGUCAUGA
Molecule: messenger RNA, 1596 nt
Organism: Funneliformis caledonium
Lineage: Eukaryota; Fungi; Glomeromycota; Glomeromycetes; Glomerales; Glomeraceae
Source: the annotation of a GenBank genome assembly